AGCUUUGUUAUGGUUGUGGGUUAGUCACCUCUACGGAGCUGAGAAGCAGAAAACGCGUCCCUGGACGCCGCGUCUCGUCCUUGGUUGUUGCCCUGCCGCUGCCUGAUUGGUAAAUUCGUGUGGCCUUUUAAAUAAUUGAAUAAUGAUGAAAAUGGAUCCAACAUAUUAGGUUACUUCACCAAAGCAGCAGAAGAUUCUUCAUAUCACCUUACAGCAGCUCAAUUCAGUUUUUGGAAAGGAGCAGAACAAGUGAAAUACUGAAAAAACAGAGAGAAGAAAACUUCAUUUUGGAACUCUUUCUCCUUGGCUACCCCUCAGCCCAUGUCUUUCUACUUGUUUUAAUUUUACUGUGUUUGUAACUAGUGAAGACCAAAGAAAUAAAAUACAUGUGUAAGAGCUAUAUACCAAGAAAUUUGCCUUGAAAGCUGCUAUUCUGUAGAGAGAAAAGUUUAUCAAGUUAUUGUCAGAUCCUUUUUUAAAGCAAGAUUUUGUAGGUCCUUAGAUUUUUGGAAGUUAAGACAAUUAGAAACAUCCGCAUACUGUUUUUAGCAGUUGUAUUUAAAAAAAAAAAAUGAGAUUUGUGUUUUAAGGGCUUUGUCAUGUGGGCUCACCACAGGUGUUGACUGCUCCAAAGAUUUUUUGAUUGUUUUAAUGCUAUAUUUUUGAUCUAUCUCCUUGAUGACAGCACUUACCUGCACAUGAAGCUACCUGUCUUUCUAACUAUGACUUUGUUAUGAAUAGUGUUUGGCCUCACUGUGCAAAUGUCCAUGCAUUACCUAUUGAAGCAACAUUAUAGUGCUGUUACUCACGAAAGUUGAAUGAGGUGAACAUAGACAUAGCUUUUUCCCCUUACCCCUCUUUUUAAAUGUAACAAAUACUUUUUAUGUUCCCCUUCCCCCUUCCCCUCCCCCUUCCCCUUUUUGGAAACGUGUCAGAAACUAGGUAGUUGAGGAUGAACAAUUGAGGGAACUAAGAAAGUGACCUACACGGAGCCAAGCUUCUCUGUGUCCUUCAUCACAAGGCGUUCUGUUGGCUGGGCAGUUUAAGCUCCCUUUUAACAAGAAAACCUUUCAAGAGAUCCAGCUCAUAACCUCAAGGAAUUCAGAAAACAGGAUCACAGAGAUUACACUCUGGGAUCCUGGCCAUGAGGUUGGAUGCCUCACUUUGCUGAAAAGAGACACUGGACCUAAAUGGCGCAGCAUGACUUUGUUCCUACUUGGCUAAAUUUUUCAACACCACAAUCAGCUAAGUCACCUACAACCACUUUUGAAAAACACGGAGACCACCUACCCUGAGGAGAAGGUAGAUUUGGAGUAAGCCGUCGGCGACACAAUUCGUCUGAUGGCUUCUUUAACAAUGGACCUUUACGAACUACAGGAGAUUCCUGGCAUCAACCAUCCCUGUUCAGCCAUGAUUCUGUGGACUCUGGUGUUUCUAAGGGAACAUAUGCUGGAAUCACAGGGAACUUAUCUGGUUGGCACAGCUCUUCCCGGGGUCAUGAUGGCAUAAGCCAGCGUAGUGGAGGUGGCACAGGGAACCAUCGACACUGGAAUGGCAGCUUCCACUCCCGGAAAGGCUGUGCCUUUCAGGAAAAGCCACCUACAGAGGUUAGGGAAGAAAAAAAAGAAGACAAGAUGGAAAAAUUGCAGUUGGAAGAGGAAGACUUUCCUUCUUUGAAUCCAGAAGCUGGCAGGCAGACUCAGUCAUGCAGACCUAUUGGGACCCCUUCUGGAGUGUGGGAAAAUCCACCUGGUGCCAAGCAACCCUCCAAGAUGCUAGUAAUCAAAAAAGUUUCCAAAGAGGAUCCUGCUGCUGCCUUCUCUGCUGCAUUCACCUCACCAGGAUCUCACCAUGCAAAUGGAAAUAAAUCAUCAACCAUGAUUCCAAGUGUCUAUAAGAACCUGGUUCCUAAGCCUGCACCACCUCCUUCCAAGCCCAAUGCAUGGAAAACUAACAGAAUGGAACACAAAUCAGGAUCCCUUUCCUCUAGCCGGGAGUCUGCUUUUACCAAUCCAAUUUCUGUUACCAAACCAGUGGUACUGGCUGGUGGUGCAGUUCUAAGCUCUCCCAAAGAG
Messenger RNA from Octodon degus (degu), 2075 nucleotides. RefSeq names its product vasculin-like protein 1. Gene Ontology annotation, molecular function: DNA binding; RNA binding. Gene Ontology annotation, biological process: positive regulation of DNA-templated transcription; DNA-templated transcription. Lineage: Eukaryota; Metazoa; Chordata; Mammalia; Rodentia; Octodontidae. The annotation marks the transcript as partial. The transcript has a single exon. Gene Ontology annotation, cellular component: nucleus. The record is from RefSeq and is a predicted model, not a curated record.